Messenger RNA from Laetiporus sulphureus 93-53, 1156 nucleotides. RefSeq lists its product as uncharacterized. Bases 143 to 1066 code for a protein of 307 amino acids. The transcript has 3 exons. The record is from RefSeq and is a predicted model, not a curated record. Lineage: Eukaryota; Fungi; Basidiomycota; Agaricomycetes; Polyporales; Laetiporaceae.
AUCCAUGCCUGCGUGCACCGCGAGGGAGGAGGACGACAAGGGCCGUCAACAGUCGAGUAUAUGAAGACCGCUUGCCUUGCGUUUCGUUGAGCCCUGGAGCUCUCACCCUCCUUUUCAUGAAGCUAGUGAAUUUUGCAUUAUCAUGUCAACUUGGCCUUCGUCAUGCACGGUACAUAGUGCACAGCAUGGUUCAGCAGACAGCAGAAGCCAUCCAUGGAUAUGUCCGCAGGUCCCGUUUGUGAGAUGCAACGUGCAGGACGGAUGCUCGGUGUUCGUCUGCGCCGACGGUCCGUCCAGCGCCUGCUGUCAAGUAGCGGACCAUGCAGCGCGUGUCUGCAGGCCUGUACGUCCCUUGCCACAACCAGCGGUGUCCACAUCCUCGUGCAUCCCUCACUCCGCUCCAUCGUCGCCUCGAAUACACCCGCGCCCGCUCCCUACACCUCCGGUUGGCACUUUGCAUCGCCCCCGCUCCGAGCCUUGUUUACCGAGCAGUUCCGCAGCAUCUGGCACAUCUACCCGUCCUCUGCCCCGUCCUCUGCCCAUCCCUGCCGUGCUGCUGGCAGUCCGUCGCCGCUUACGACCCUUGCCCACCCCCACACCCCGUGAGACAUGUAUUAAGCAGCCGGCGGAAUCGACGGUUAACGCACCAUCGCGUCCUCGGCUGUGUUUCCGCAUCAGUCUCUCGGACCGGCCGUGCUGUGCUCCUUCUGAAACGGGGCACAAACGAGAGGGAGCAAGGCUGAGCGCCAUGUCCGAGAUCUCCUCACCCAUAGUAUUCGCGGAGGACAACACGGACUCGGACUCGGACAGCCAAGGCACGUAUUACUCCUCAGACGACGGAAGCUCUGGAUGGGAGGAAGUUGAUUCGGGAUGUAUCACGGCCAUGGAGAGCAUAGAAGCCCCAGUCUGUCCGAAUGAGAUCGAGCAUGCCCCAGAUCUCGCAUUCUGCAGCCUACCUGGCUCAAGACGAGAGUGGAUUUUGGAGAAGGCUGGCUGUUCACACAGAUGGAGUGAGGGAUCGGCGGAUUAUGCCCUCAUCCUGAACGAGUUGAGAAAGCUGCGAUAGCCGGCAAUAUCCCCGCGUUCUGGAUCAAUUGCUGGAAGGAACCAUGGAGAUGCCUGUUAACGACAUUAUGAUCUGAUGCAACGUACCAGU